This is a messenger RNA of Rubroshorea leprosula, 1025 nucleotides long. The record is from the annotation of a GenBank genome assembly. Lineage: Eukaryota; Viridiplantae; Streptophyta; Magnoliopsida; Malvales; Dipterocarpaceae.
CAUUCAAAUUAAUUUUUCGAUGAGACAGGGUCUUCCCUACCAACCUCAAAUUGUCUACUUUAGCAUCUUCAUGUUUCCACACCUCGUGCAGCGGGUGGAUGCCAACCUCGUCUUCAGUUAAUCGAAUCCGACUUAGCAUGGUGCCCACGUCAUCAUUCGCCAUCAUGGAUGGGUUGCUGCCGAUCCCCUUGUUUUUGCUUUUCAACUUUGUCACUUUAACUCACAAGAAUUUAGUUCCUGCUGCCUGCUAUCACCUAAGGUUAAGGGCAACAAAGCAAGUCGGUGAUGCUUCAAGGGAUUGGAUGCGUGCAGGCGAUACAGAAAGAAAAAAAGGGGGAAAGCUCCCCAAUCGAAGAGAAAAUCCUAGGGAGGUACCUGUUCGUCGCCAAACCCUAACCCUAAGCCUUAGUUUGGAUCGGAGAAAUUGGAGGACCUGCUUUCCUCCUCCCCGUCCAUCCCCGUACCUCUUCCGAUCGGAUGGUCCCCAACUCCCCAUGCCCUUUGGUCGUCCGAGCAGCACAAGGGACAAGAAACCCCAGCAAACCUCUGCAGUUCGUCCUUGCCUCUUUGCCACAUGCAGAAAAGAGCAAUUAUCGAGAGAAAGCGGAGUCAAUUUUGGCUUCAUCCAUUUGAUGGCUGGGAGGAAAAGAAAGGAAAUCGGAGGAUUGAGAUGAGCCCAAGGGUUUCUUUUGUUUGUGUACAUUUUUAUGGCAACUGAUGGUAUUAAUUAGUUUUGUCUCUAAAAGGUAAUGGUGGAUCUGUUAUGCUUUUCCCUUUUCCAGCACCCAACCAGAUUGCCCUCAGGACCAGGUGUGAUGAGAACAGAUGAAGACUUCAACGAUGCAUCAAUCUCCUUCAUCUACUAACCCCUGGUUGAUUUCCAAUUCCAGGAAAGUGACAGGUCCCAGGUAGGGCCGUCAAUAAAUCGAGUUGCGUAAUUAAGUACUUACCCUCGACAUCGCCCAAAAAUUUGAGUUCGAGUGAAAGUGUAUAUUUGACCAGCUCUAGGUAGUUUGACUUUAAGC